Phalacrocorax carbo (great cormorant) is the source of this 1147-nucleotide messenger RNA. The record is from RefSeq and is a predicted model, not a curated record. Lineage: Eukaryota; Metazoa; Chordata; Aves; Suliformes; Phalacrocoracidae.
AUGCUUCUUCCUGAAACAAUCUGUGGAUGUGCUCUUCAGUACGAUGAGAUUAAAUGGUUUGUUAUCAACUGUUGCCGAAGGUCUUCUGUGGUUUUUGACGUGUGUGAUGAAGAUAAAGGCUAUUUAAGCAGAGAGGAAUUUAAAGUUGCAGUAGUAAUGUUGGGUUUUAAACCCUCAAAGGAGGCCAGGCCCCCAAAAAUGUCUAGUGUUUCUCCUGACCCAGCUCCAUACUUUCACAUCAGGAUACCAGUAAGUCAGCAUAUGCUGCUGGACAAGUCACCAACAGCAGGGCAGUAUGACAUCCUCAACUUCGAGAAAGCCUUCAAUUUGUUUUCUCCUAAGUUAUCAAAAAGAAUCAUAGUUGAAACCUUCAGAAAAGGUACAGCAUUGAAGAAGCUGUCAGGGCGAAGUGCAGCUGCUAUGUGAGGAAUCCAUUCCACGGAAGUUCCCUAGUAACCAGAGAUGUCGGCAAUGCCAGGAGAACUUGGCGCUCUGACACUAAGAGGAGCUGUCGGGAGGGUGCAGCAGCGUGGAGGCAUCGCGGCCAGGCUCUGCAAUAAAUGGGGAACUCGAGGUACGAUGGAGCUGGUGCGCUGCAUAUUUGCUACCCUGGGCCAACAGCCCGUCAUACUUCUGACAAAAUGCUGUCCUUUUGGUGAACUUUGCUCAUUAUAAUAUCAUUAUAAUACCAAAACACACCUCCAUCCCAAAAGCUACCUGCCUCUGAGGUGCGACCACCCCUCACUGGGCAUGCGCUUUGAAUUUCUUCUAGUCUAUGCUUUUAAAAGCAAAGUGAGGAAAUUCUACACCAAUCAUAAUAAAGGUAUGUAUGACUAGAGUCACUCAAGCUCCACCUGAAAGAUAAAAAGUAGUAUAAAAUGUGUGAAGAGAAAGAGGGUGUUAGGGAAGAUACCAUCACGUACCACUCUGACUUCUGGGACCAGUCAACAGGCUGAGCCCCUCUUCCCCCCCACUGGGACGCCUUUGGGUAAGACUGGAAACCUCUGUAGAGUCACUUUAAAUCCCUAACAUAUUAGAGUUGCUUUGCUUCAUAUUAGAGUUGCUUCAUAUUUGUUUAGCAUACUUGUAGCCUAGCAGCGUACUCAUAUCUUUGGCAUUUAUGUAACCAGCAAUCUUACCACCAGUA